AUGCCGCGCUUUAACAGGUCCAGUGGACGAGAGAGCAUCGUCUCGUUGAAGCAGAGGAAAAGGUCUCUGGCUGAGACGGUCAAUGAGCAGCUGACUCGCUUCGCCUUCGGCGGCGGUGGUGGUGCAGGAGGUGCGUAUCAGGACGACGACGAAUAUGCGGACGGCGGUUUCGCAGAGGACUACGAGUAUGAGGAUGUCGACUCAAAUGGAUUCGACGGCGACGAUGACGCGGAACAGGGCAGUCGUCGGCAGACCGCGGCAUCUGCCGCCAAGAAGCCGACGAAGGACGCCGCAAAAAAAUUGCCGUCCUCUGCGUCUUCGUCGCGGCUGCGUCACCGUGGCCCACUCGACGCUAGCCUUAGCGAGGGGAAGUACGCCGCGACGCCAGUGAACGUCGAGGCCGCCAUGGAUGACAUCUUUGGCACACUCGACAUGGGAGACAUGGACGCCGAAGGUGAAGAGUUUUGUGACGGCGACGAUAUGGAUGCCGAGGAGGAGGAGCAGGGAUACGGCGAGGAUGAAGACAGCAAGGGACGCGGCGAACGCGGUGUGGCGUCGAAGAACGACGCUGUCGGUCGCAAGCGCCGCCGUGCGAAGGACCUGACGGAGGAGGAGUACGCAGCGUGGCUGGAGAACAAGAGCAGCAAGCAGAAGAAGGCGGGGCAGCUGCGGCGGUCGAUCUCGCUUGGCGGUGGCAAUAGCGGCGUCGGCGAAGCUGUGCUGAAGAGCGAAGAGGCUGAUAUCCUCCGUCAGCUCAGCGAGCUCCGACAGAUGCAGAUGAGUCUCGUGCCCGCUGGAGAUGCGGCGAGCGCCGCCGCCGAGACGGCCUCCGCGCAAACCGAUGCGAAGCAGACCCGCGACGUGGUGCAGCACCUCAUCAUGGUCUACGGCCAGCUGCUGCGUCUGCGCGUGCUGCUCCAGCCGGCGGUCACCAAAGCCAUCAGCAUGCCGCAGUACUACGCCCGCUCGCUUUUUGUGGACGGCGAUGCCGAAGUCGAUGACGCAGCGGCGACGGCCUCCAACGGCAACUGUGCAGCGGAGGUGCAGGAGAUGCGUGAGGGCGUGUCUAAGCACUACUCGGAGCUGCAGGAUGACGUGGAGCAAGUUCUUGCUACCCUGUACGCCGCCGCGACGGGCAGCAGACGCGAUGACCGCAGCAGCGAUGUGCGCGUGUCCGCCUCGGCAAGUAAGUCGAAGAAGGCGAAGACGGAAGGCGACCUGUGUGUGCCGUUGUAUCGCGAGGUGGAGCGCUAUCAUGAGCGGGUGCUGCGGCAUGCUGACACGUGCCUCGACUACUGGGGCAGCAAGCUGGUGCAGGCGAACAGCGCGAAGCUGAAAACGAUCGCGCAGCCACUGCCACAGCAGAUCGCCGCCAUCCUGUCUGCCAAGUCGCGCUUGCGCUCCAAGCUACAGAAGAACCGCUCGCACAUUGUCAUCAUGGCCCACCCCGAGCACGUGCGGGCAGAAACGUCGGCGGACAUCAAGGCUCAGCGUGCGCUGCACAUCGCCGAGGGCGACGUUGACGACGAGAUCUACGAUGACGCUGACUUUCUGCGGGAGCUGGUACGCCGCGGCGGUGCGGUGGCGAGUCAGCUGGAGAAGAAGGUGAAGGAGAUGCACAGGGCGCUGCUGCCGUCCCGUGAGGGUGCGCGCAAAGGCUUUCACCGGAUGACGAAGGGCAAGGCCGUCAACUACGAGCCACGACCAAAGCUGGUCGCCUUCAUGAUGCCCGAGCCUCUUGACAAUGCGGAGCGCAACGAUGUCGUUGUGAAGAAUCUAUUUCAGUAA
Leishmania major strain Friedlin is the source of this 1788-nucleotide messenger RNA. RefSeq lists its product as hypothetical. The transcript has a single exon. Gene Ontology annotation, cellular component: nucleus; nucleolus. Bases 1 to 1788 code for a protein of 595 amino acids. NCBI's taxonomy places the organism in Eukaryota, Euglenozoa, Kinetoplastea, Trypanosomatida, Trypanosomatidae. The record is from RefSeq and is a predicted model, not a curated record.